AUGCCACCUUGGCACCUGCUCGGCGUCCCGCAGAAAGCCCCGGCGGGCGCACCCGACAAGAUGUUCUCGCUGAAGAAGUGGAACGCGGUGGCCAUGUGGAGCUGGGACGUGGAGUGCGACACCUGCGCCAUUUGCCGGGUGCAGGUCAUGGAUGCCUGUCUUAGAUGUCAAGCUGAAAACAAACAAGAAGAUUGUGUUGUGGUUUGGGGAGAAUGCAAUCAUUCCUUCCACAAUUGCUGCAUGUCCUUGUGGGUGAAACAGAAUAAUCGCUGUCCCCUCUGCCAGCAGGACUGGGUGGUCCAGAGAAUAGGCAAAUAAAACUGGAAGGGUUUCUUUCUGUUGCACUUGUUGGAAUGGUGUGUGUGUUGUGCCCUAUGCUCAUGCAGAAUGGAACGUGUCAGUCAGGACAUGACUCACUUGGUUUAUCUGCUCCAGGACCAGAGUGGGUUUGGUGCACGCCUCUGGCUGCACAAGGUGCAGUCCUGGUCAGGCUCACUGCAGGGGUUCCACAAUUGAAACAGGAGACACUACAUCAAUAAAUGUAUCUGCUAUGAUUAAAGUGUUGUCUGUAUCAGAGCACAGAAACUUAGUGGUGCAGAUUAUAAUCUAAACACAGAGCAUUUAAUCUUUUUCCAUUGAUAAAUGAAUUAAAUUGAAAGAGUCACCUUACCUGAUCUGAUACACUGCAUAGUUUACUGGAUAAAGAAAAUGUUUCCUAAGUACUAUUGUAUGCAAAAAUGGUGUGUUUUUUAAGAAACUAUUCUGGCUUUUAAUCUAAAAUGAACAGUGUGUAAAACAUUUGCUGUGUGCUUUUUCCAUUAUGCUGUAUUAAACAUUUCUUAUUUUAGGUAUUCUUUACGACUUUCGUUUUGUUGUAUCUCUAAGUCUGUUGCUCUGUUAUAUUCUAUACAUGAUUUCUACAACCAUAACAUUAAAAUUUAACCACAUUAAUAUUUUUUAAAUUUAUAUUUCUAUUAGUGAUCAUGGAGACGUGGUACAAAGACAUGUAUUUGAUAUCAGUUAAUUAGAGGUGUAGACAAUCUUGUUGGUUAGCUGAUUAAUAUAGGAAGCAAACAAAAAUGAUAAUUUAAAUAACCCAAGGAAAAGAGGCACUAAUUAAAUCUAGUGAAAAAUGGUAAACUGUGAUUUCAUGAAAAUUCAGUUAAUAGAAAUUUCUUUAUUUUUAUUUGUCCUAGUGUUUUGGAAGCUUUUUUUUUUUCCUUUUUGUGGAAAUCCUGACUAUAUCAUCUUCUUUGAAUUUUUUCUUACAGCUGUUUAAGUGCUCACCACUAACUUUGUCUUUUCUCUAAAUAUCCAAGCUACUAUGAAUCUGAACAUAUGCUGUGGGAUUUUUAAAAUAUAUGUAAUGGAGAGGUAGAAUUAUUGUUUUUAAUCUGUAACAAAUUCAGGCUUAAUCAAAUGGUUAAUCCACAUGGGUGAAAUUGAAGCAAUAUAAUAUGCAUUGUUUACUUCAAAAUUAUCAUCUUUAAUGUUUAAUGUGUUUCUCAGUAGUUGUAUUUCUAUCUAAUUCAAGUACAAUUAAAGAGGUUUGUCUUCACUGUAUAAAGUAGUUCCAAUCUUUGUGUCAUCAAGCAUAUUGCAGAGUUUCUGUGAUUUUGUUUAAUAUUGUAAUCUCGAUUUUAAAAUGUUUUGGUUUUUAAAUGUAGCUUUUGUUUAAUUACACACUGAGAGAAAAAAUCCUGAGUCACCGUUACACUGUAUCACAUCAGUUGUUAUUAUGCCAGAUGAUGUCUGUCUUAAAACAAAUGUAAAAUAUGUUAACAGUAGUAAUGAAGUGCCUAUAGCAUUUACA
Messenger RNA from Ficedula albicollis (Collared flycatcher), 1813 nucleotides. It is a transcript of the gene RNF7, whose product is annotated as ring finger protein 7. The transcript has 4 exons. NCBI's taxonomy places the organism in Eukaryota, Metazoa, Chordata, Aves, Passeriformes, Muscicapidae. The coding region runs from base 1 to 318 and encodes 105 amino acids. Gene Ontology annotation, biological process: ubiquitin-dependent protein catabolic process; protein ubiquitination. Gene Ontology annotation, molecular function: ubiquitin protein ligase activity; zinc ion binding; cullin family protein binding. Gene Ontology annotation, cellular component: nucleus; Cul5-RING ubiquitin ligase complex. The record is from RefSeq and is a predicted model, not a curated record.